Molecule: messenger RNA, 1425 nt
Organism: Colletotrichum siamense
Lineage: Eukaryota; Fungi; Ascomycota; Sordariomycetes; Glomerellales; Glomerellaceae
Gene: FUS7-3
Product: putative aldehyde dehydrogenase FUS7
Exons: 4
Coding region: 1-1425 (474 amino acids)
Molecular function (GO): aldehyde dehydrogenase (NAD+) activity
Source: RefSeq, a predicted model, not a curated record
AUGAAAUUCUUCAACGUUAUCGACGGUCAGCGCCGAAGCAGCGACAACAACCACCAGUGCAUCGAUCCCCGCACCGAAGAGCCGCUAUGGGACGCUCCUCUGGCUACGACGAAGGACCUCGAUGAGGCUGUUGAGGCAGCUCAGAAGGCGCUGAAGACAUGGUCCAAAACCUCGGUCGAGGAUCGCUCGGAAUACCUGCGCAAGAUCGUCGAGGUCUUUACGGCGAAUAAGCAGGAGCUCAUGGAGAUUGUCAUGAAGGAGACGGGCAAAUCGACUCUCAUGGCCGAGAUCGAAAUCGGAAACACCUGCCAACAGACUCUCUACUACACAAAGGUCCAUCUCGAAGAUGAAGUCACCUUCGAAGACGCCUCCCUCAAAAUCGUCGCGACACACACCCCGCUCGGCAUCGUCGGCGCAAUCUGCCCCUGGAACUUCCCCCUCAUUCUCUCCAACAUCAAAAUAGUCUCCUCCCUCGUCACGGGCAACUGCGUCAUCGUCAAACCAUCCCCCUUCACGCCCUACUCCGUCCUCAAGUCCGUCGAACUGCUCAUCCCCGUCCUGCCCCCCGGCGUCGUGCAGGUUCUCAACGGCGGCGCAGACCUCGGCGCCGCGAUGACAACUCACCCGGGCAUCGCCAAGAUCAGCUUCACGGGCACGGUCGCUACGGGAAAGCGCGUGAUGGAGAGCUGCGCGAGGACGCUGAAGAGGCUGACGCUUGAGCUUGCGGGGAACGAUGCGUGCGUGGUCACCGAUGACGUGGAUGUGGCGGAGACCGCGGGGAAGGUGGCUACGGGGUGCUUUUUCAAUGCCGGGCAGAUGUGUGUGGCGACGAAGCGGGUAUAUGUACACGAAAGCGUGUAUGAACCGUUCUUGGAGGCGUUUACGAAGGAGGUGCAGAAGGCAUUUGCGGUGAAUGGGGACGCGGCGGCGCCGAGUUUGUUCGGGCCGGUGUCGAACAAGGCGCAGUAUGAUGUUGUGCAGGAAAUUGUGAGGGAUUGUGAGAAGAACGGGUAUAACGUCGUUGCGGCGGAGAAUCCUCUGGACGGGAAGGGGCUCUGGGUGCCGCCGACGAUUGUGGUCAAGCCCCCGGAAGACUCGAUGCUCGUGAGAGAGGAACAGUUUGGCCCCAUCAUCCCCGUCCUCUCGUGGUCCACCGAAGACGACGUUGUCCAACGAGCGAACCUCAGCAACGCAGGCCUGGGCGCCUCCGUCUAUUGCAGAGACGUCAGCCGCGCCGAACGCAUCGCGAGGUCCCUCGAGGCCGGCACCGUGUGGAUCAACAUGCCCGAGCAGCCGCACCCGGGCGGCUUCUUCGCGGGGCAGAAGGAGAGCGGCAUCGGAGGAGAGAUGGGCAAGCAGGGGCUGCUUUCGUACAGCUACACCAAGAGCUUGCAGUUUUCAAAAGCCGGGAGCAGCAAACUAUAA